CUACCUGCUGGUGGAGAAGGGGUCAGGGGGGGCAAGAUGGAGGAGCGGGCAUAUUUCCACGACCAACUUUUGGACGUCUCAAUAAUUUGAUGUAACGUUAAGCGAACAGUAAUCGAAUAAGUUAAAGGAACCAUUCCGAGUUUCAUCAGAAUGGCAUCUGACGAGCUUUUCGCCCCCAAGUUGCACCGUCAGGCUGUCAAUGGCAGUGGUGGAAAUACCUCCGUUUCCAAGCCAGGUUUUCAUCCUCAGGAAAAGGGAGUGGCGGAGUUCAAGCUUUGGUCUCCCAAUGGUCACAGUGAUCCCUAUGAACUCAGGAAUUGUGCACUGAACAGCGUUAAGAGCAGGAAAAAUACUGUAAAAAAUGAAAUUGAGGAGGAGGUUGAUCUACAGUUUUUAGUGUCUAAUAUUUUGGAUGAAGGUAAUGAUACCCAGAGCGGCUUCUACAAUUGGAGAAACCCGCCUCUCGUCAACAGUCUUUGGUGUUCCAAGACUUUGAGAGAAGACUUCUUACAGUAUUCUCAAGCAGAGGAUACACUUCCUAACUGUGUUCCCAGUGAGGCUUUUAUUGAAUCUGAAGUGGAGUCCAUAAAUGAGCAGUUCCUUAAGAAGCUCACUGGCAUUUCUGAUAAUCCGCACUGGCAUAUUGGUGUCCCUAAUGGCGACAGCGAUAGCUUCGACAGUCACUACAAGAUCUUGCCACCAGGUCUUCCCAUUCCCAAAAUGGCGAGCCACUUUCCACCACAGACACCGCAGCGCAAGUACGACCUGUCGGCUGAUUCGCACCCAGCAAAUCACGACUUCCCUCAAAUCAGCGAUAUCUUUCAGCUCCAAAACAAGAUGAGCAGACCAUUAUUUGAUAUUUACGGGAGCCGGAUGAGUGCGAAUCCCAUUGGUAAUAAUGAGCAGGACAUGCCGGAACACAUGAACCAACUAGUUAGUGGUUUGCAAUCUCUGUUGAGUGAUGAGUUUGAUCAAGGAUGUUAUGGAUGUUUUCCAAACAUGGAAGGAAAGACAGAAUACCCUGAAGACAGCAUACUUGAGCAUUGGAAAUUCCCCAGCCAGGCAAUGCCAAUGUUAUGUGAAAAACAGCUGGAGAGAGAAUUCUGGGGUCAAAAUGUCAAACCAGCAUUUAAGCAGAAUGGGUUUCAAGAAAUAUUGGGGCUGGAAAAUGAAAAUGCUCAAUAUUUCCCCAAAAUAAAGCCUGUCUCAGCAUCUUUAAGUCUCCCAAACCAAUAUAAAAAAAGUAUCAAUAGGAACCAGUACUCCAAUCCUGGCUUCAAGCAGAGGCAGUCCAAGAUGAAGCCACAGAGGCAGAAGGAAAAAAAGAUGAUGUCUGGCUGCAUUGAAGAGAGGCCGAAAACCACCGCUCGUGUGGCGGAGAUGCACAGGAGAGCACAGGUUGACCACCUGGGCGGCACGCAAAGAUUUAAUGGAGAAAACAUCAUGGGGAACAUGCAGCCGUUUAUACCUCCCGCCCAUCUCGACACCAACCCUAGAAGCUUCACUCAACUGCCUGUCAAGCCUCAGAAAGACACAACGCCUUAUGGAAGCGGUCCUGCUGGCAUGACUCCGGCUGGUGCGGUGGCUGGGAAUGGGGCCACGGCAUUGUACAGUCAUCUCAAAGGCUCAGAGGCUCGCAAUGGAGGGGCUACUUGUAAAGACAGGGACUCUGCUCUGGCAGCUUCCCUGGAAACUAAUCCAAGGGGACUUAUGAUCCAGUUUUACCUCCACCUGGAUGAGUGCUCUGAGCAGUUAAGCUGCCUGCAAGGGGAGAGGAAGCAGAUUGAGCUCAUCCUCGCCAAAUCAUUUCCUGGCGAAUGGACUCCGCCGGCGAAAUAUCCACCCGGACUUCCACUCAACCCCGCGAGAAUCAACCGCCUCAUCGUUAAUCAGAGGCAGGAGCAGGCCAACGUAGAAUGGAUUCUGUACAAAAUGGAGUGUGAAUGCAAUGUACCUCUCCACGCCAACGUGCGCUUGGUGCUGAACAGUCAUCACCAGGCUCUAUCCUGCGUCCAGGCGAGACGCGGGGAAGAGCUUGCCAACGCAUCUGAGCAACAGGGGCACGGCACUCCACUCUCAGUGGACAAAGACUUCACGCUGUUGGUCAUUGCCCUGAAGGAUCUUGCCGUGACCACCAGGAAGCUCCGUGCAGGCCUUUGGUGUGCUCUCCAGAUGACCGUGCCCACUCCCACCAGGAGGGCAGAGGACUGCCCGGGCACCAACAGGGAGCUCUGUGCAGCAUUGUGGCACUCUCUCUCGAUGACCGUGCCCACUCCCGUUAGCGGGCCCGAGGACCACCCCGACGCAGACAGGGAGGAAAUACACACACACAGCUGCCCCUACACGUUUACGCUGUAAUCAAGUGAACAACGUGCAGUCCAGUUAACAGGCAUUCACAGAAUUGAUCAAAUUAUAAAAUUGCCAUGUAAAUGCAGCACUUAAAAUUUUAGUCCAGGCCAUAAACAGCAGAAUAUGAGAUGAGUAAAUUGUUAAGACCCCGCAGCUCGAGUUGUGUAGUAAGUUCAUGAACUGAACAAAAAUAUGAGCAUCGUUAAUCAAGUGUCCUAAAUUGAUUAGAAUCUGUAACAAAGCUGUAUUUAAAUGCACUAUUUAUGAGAGUUCUUUAAAGUUAUUUAUUGGGUUAACUCCCCCAACAAAUAGUCCUUACCACUAUUUGAAUCAUAUUUCUAAUUACUACACCGUUUUUCCCCCCCAAUUUUUUUAAACUCAAAACUGAUUCACCAUAGACUGAAAAGUAAUUUUUAUUACUAUUAUUGUCACACUACCAUCAGUGAACCGUCACAUAGCCAAGUUGAGACAUGGUCAGGAUUUUCUGGACACAGUUGAAGUAUAGAAAGAAAAAGUUCAAAUUUCUGGAAGAGUCCCAUUUGUUCUGUUCGCAGUCUUCACUUAACACACACACUUCUUAACUGUCAGUUAGUGAUUUACAACACUUUAUAUGUGCUUUAUUAGUAUUCAGAUUGUUUCGGUCCUUGUUGUAUUUUAUUUACGAUCACAGUGUUCAUGAUCAUGUUCAUAAAGUGUUUCUCCAACUUCUACAUGUUUGUAUAACUGAAACAUUCUAAAUUAAAAGCAACUGAAAUCGC
Phyllopteryx taeniolatus (common seadragon) is the source of this 3107-nucleotide messenger RNA. RefSeq names its product minamoto (gene meioc). The coding region runs from base 151 to 2358 and encodes 735 amino acids. The transcript has 8 exons. The record is from RefSeq and is a predicted model, not a curated record. Gene Ontology annotation, biological process: mRNA stabilization; female meiosis I; meiotic cell cycle. Gene Ontology annotation, cellular component: cytoplasm; nucleus. Lineage: Eukaryota; Metazoa; Chordata; Actinopteri; Syngnathiformes; Syngnathidae.